Messenger RNA from Nicrophorus vespilloides, 1420 nucleotides. RefSeq names its product O-glucosyltransferase rumi homolog. NCBI's taxonomy places the organism in Eukaryota, Metazoa, Arthropoda, Insecta, Coleoptera, Silphidae. Gene Ontology annotation, cellular component: endomembrane system. The transcript has 4 exons. The coding region runs from base 99 to 1310 and encodes 403 amino acids. The record is from RefSeq and is a predicted model, not a curated record. Gene Ontology annotation, biological process: protein O-linked glycosylation; positive regulation of Notch signaling pathway. Gene Ontology annotation, molecular function: UDP-glucosyltransferase activity; UDP-xylosyltransferase activity.
UAAUCGAUCCUUUCUAUCCCCACCUUGCCUGUAGAUCAACAAGCAGUCGGAGCAGCCCAGAAACCACCUUGCGGGUCGGUGGGAGUUUACGGGUUACCAUGGUAUUCCCGGCAUUUGUUUUUGUUGUUGUUAUCGCUUUGGGUGCAUGCGAGGAAGAGUUGUGCACGUCGUCAAAGAGCGGCGGGAGUGUCUGCAAUAAAAGCUCCAAUGGUCACCACAACAAAUACGGCAAAGAAAUCAAUACAAAAUAUGCACAAUAUGAAAAUGCCAUCAAGAAAGCUCAAGAGGAGUACGAGAAUUGCGAUGAGACGAAAUGCAAUUGUCAUGCCGGUGUUAUUUCCGCCGAUUUGAAACGCUUCAAAGCUGGUAUUUCCAAGUCUAUGAUACAGAAUGUUAAAUCCAAGGGUACGAAGUAUCAAAUCAUCAAUAACCGCCUAUACCGAGAGAAGAGUUGUAUGUUUCCAGCGAGAUGUAUCGGAAUAGAGCAUUUCCUCUUACAACUUUUACCUAAGCUUCCUGACAUGGAUUUGAUAAUAAACACUCGAGAUUGGCCUCAGAUUGCCAAAAACUAUGGUCCCUUUGGACCUGUAUUUUCUUUUAGUAAGACUUCCGAUUACUAUGACAUCAUGUAUCCGGCUUGGGCCUUCUGGGAGGGCGGACCCGCUAUUUCUCUCUAUCCCAGAGGAAUCGGUCGCUGGGAUCAGCAUAGGAAUGAAUUGGGGAAAAAGUCGAACGAAACUAAAUGGGUGGAUAAAUCUAAUUUGGCUUUCUUCCGAGGAUCUAGGACAAGCGCAGAACGCGAUCCUCUGGUUCUAUUAUCAAGGGAAUUCCCUGAGCUCAUCGACGCGCAGUACACUAAGAAUCAAGCUUGGAAAUCCGAGGCGGAUACUUUACACGCGCAGCCAGCCACUGAAAUCUCAUUCAAAGAUCAUUGUAACUAUAAAUUCCUGUUCAACUUCCGCGGCGUUGCCGCCAGUUUCCGCUUCAAACAUGUGUUGCUUUGCAAAUCGCUUGUAUUCCACGUGGGCAACGAUUGGCAAGAGUUCUUCUACUCGUCGCUAAAACCAUGGGUUCAUUACGUUCCCGUCAAGUCGAACGCUUCCCGUGACGAGCUAAAAAUAUUGAUUGAAUUUUUCUUAGAGAAUGAAAAUCUUGCCAAGAAGAUAGCCGAGAAUGGAUUCAAGAUGGUUUGGAACAACUUAAAGAUGAAAGACGUUACUUGUUAUUGGAGCAAACUGUUGAAGCGCUACGCCAAAUUGCUGCAAUACCAAGUGACGCGCGAUCAGGAUCUCAUAGAAAUAAGUAAUUAAAUGUGAUAAAUACAAGAGAAAUCGACAAUAAUCGUGACAAUAACUAUUUAUCUUAAAUGUAUUUUGUUUAAGUAGAUAAUACAAAAAGAAAAUGUAAACUAUAUAUAUAU